Molecule: messenger RNA, 2619 nt
Organism: Bactrocera dorsalis (oriental fruit fly)
Lineage: Eukaryota; Metazoa; Arthropoda; Insecta; Diptera; Tephritidae
Exons: 12
Coding region: 16-2496 (826 amino acids)
Biological process (GO): amino acid metabolic process
Cellular component (GO): cytoplasm
Molecular function (GO): aminoacylase activity
Source: RefSeq, a predicted model, not a curated record
UGCUUGCCCUAUAAAAUGAGCUCUUGGGAGAAUAAUCCAGAGAUCGAAAUAUUUCGUGAAUACCUGCGUAUACCAAGUGUGCAUCCGGACGUUGAUUAUGCGCCCUGCGUGGAGUUCCUGAAACGACAGGCUAUCGAUUUGGGAUUGCCUAUUGAGAUUUACUCUCCCGCGGGUCCGACAAAACCGGUUGUUGUCAUAACAUGGGUAGGCAAGCAACCAGAUUUACCUUCGGUGGUCUUGAAUUCACACAUGGACGUUGUGCCCGUGUUUCCCGAGAAAUGGACUCACCUACCAUUCGCUGCCGACAUCGAUAAGGAGGGCCGAAUAUAUGCGCGUGGCGCACAGGAUAUGAAAUGUGUGGGUAUGCAAUAUCUGGCUGCGAUAAGGGCGCUGCGUAAAAACGAUGUGAUCUUAAAGCGCACCAUUCAUGUGAUUUUUGUGCCAGACGAGGAAAUCGGUGGCGUCGAGGGCAUGCGUGUGUUCAUCCAAUCGAAGGAUUAUGAAAAACUAAAUGUGGGCUUCUCACUGGACGAAGGCAUCGCCUCGGCGGAUGAAACUUUCCCAGUUUACUAUGCGGAGCGCAGCAUCUGGCAUGUCCAUUUUAUAUUUAGCGGCACUGCCGGUCACGGUUCCUUGUUACAUAAAAAUACCGUUGGCGAGAAAUUCCAUUUCAUACUCAAUAAACUGAUGGAAUUCAGACAAGGCGAAGUGGAGCGUUUAGAAAAGGAUAGUGCGCUUUCUAUUGGUGAUGUCACAACUAUCAAUUUAACCAGGCUGAAUGGCGGUGUGCAGAGCAAUGUGGUGCCACCGACGUUGGUUGCUGUUUUCGACAUGCGUUUGGCGUUGAGCGUUGAUCAUGAUGUCUACGAGAAACAGCUAAAUAAAUGGUGUGAGGAAGCUGGCGGUGGCAUCGAAAUCAAAUUUGAACAAAAGCAACCAAAAGUUGAAGCCACGAAAAUUGAUGAUUCCAAUCCCUUCUGGUUGGCAUUCAAAAAGACGACAACGGAGCUUGGCUUGAAAAUCACCCCUCUUGUAUUCCCCGGUGGCACCGACAGCCGUUAUAUUCGUCAAGCUGGCGUUCCAGCCAUCGGUUUCUCACCAAUGAACAAUACACCCGUAUUGUUGCAUGAUCACGAUGAAUUCUUACAGGCGGAUGUUUACUUGAAAGGAAUUGAAUACUAUAAAAAAAUCAUACCAGCUGUUACAAAUGUUUAUGUAUUGAUAUCAUCUCGCUUUUCAUAUAAGCGAUUUGUUUUUAGUGACUAUUUGAUAUUGUUGAUUGUAGUUGAAAUGAGCUCUUGGAAAGAUAACAAAGAAAUUGAAAUAUUUCGUGAAUAUCUGCGAAUACCAAGUGUACAUCCAGAUAUAGACUAUGCACCCACGGUGGAGUUUCUGAAAAAACAGGCCAAUGAGCUAGGAUUGCCAAUUGCGGUGCUUCAUCCCGGCAGUGUGGAGAAGCCAACUGUCGUAAUUACAUGGGUGGGGCAACAGCCGGAACUACCGACCAUUAUGUUGAACUCACACAUGGACGUGGUGCCAGUUUAUCCCGACAAGUGGACACAUCCACCUUUUGCCGCCGAAAUCGACGAGGAAGGUCGAAUAUUCGCACGCGGUUCACAGGACAUGAAAUGUGUGGGCAUGCAAUAUCUGGCAGCCAUACGCGCGCUGCGUAAAAGCGGCGUGACACUGAAACGCACAGUACAUGUAACAUUUCUACCAGACGAGGAAAUCACUGGUCCAAUGGGCAUGAAGGCCUUUCUGCAAUCUGAAGAUUUUAAAAAACUAAAUGUUGGCUUCUGUUUCGACGAAGGCAUUGCAACAGCCAAUGAAACAUUUCCAGUUUUCUAUGCGGAAAGAAGUCUUUGGCAUGUGCAUUUUAUAAUUAGUGGCAAUGCCGGACACGGUUCGCUGUUGCACAAAAAUACGGUGGGCGAAAAGUUGAACUAUAUUCUGACCAAAUUGUUUCAGUUUAGACAACACGAAGUCGAUCGUUUGGCUAAAGAUAAAUCUUUGCAACUUGGCGAUGUCACAACCAUCAAUUUAACCGUUGUGAAAGGUGGUGUACAAAGCAAUGUAGUGCCACCGGUUAUGGAAGCCGUUUUCGACAUGCGUUUGGCAUUGAAUGUGGACCACGAUGUUUUUGAUAGACAGCUCAAAGCGUGGUGCGAAGAAGCUGGCGGUGGUGUGGAAAUCGUAUAUGAGCAGAAAGAGCCACAGGUUGCGGCUACAAAAAUUGAUAACUCCAAUCCAUAUUGGUUGGCAUUUGAGAAAACUAUGAAAGAUUUAAAUCUUAAAAUCCAACCACUCGUGUUUCCUGCCGGCACGGAUAGCUAUUAUAUACGCGGACUGGGCUUGCCCGCCAUAGGUUUUUCGCCUAUAAAUCACACACCCGUGUUGUUGCAUGAUCACGAUGAGUUUCUGCAAGCGGACGUCUACUUAAAGGGCAUUGAAAUUUACAAAAACGUUAUAACGGCUGUUGCUAAUGUUGAAAAAUAAUUAAACUGAAAUUCUAACUUACAUAUAUUCCGAUUUUAAUAUUUUAUUUGAAUUAUUCAGUGUAAAAGUCGUAAGGCCUAAUAUAGAAAAUCAGCAAUUUGAAAUAAAGAACGUUUUGACAUA